CGAGAUUUUCCUUGAUCGUAAUCUCUUAAUUCUCAGCAUUUCAAAAUGAUGCAGGCAUCACCAAGUACGGAUCCACCUGCAACUACGGAUCCGCCUACAACUAUGGAACCGCCUGCCGGUGAUGUAGGGAAUGUACCAGAGAAGAUCAAAGAUGUAAAAGAGUCAGGUCCUGCAUUUCACUGUGGUAUUUGUGAUGCAGAACUGCUUUUCAAGAUAACUCAAGCACUCCUCCCGGGGUUAGCUACAGCUUGUGUCGACAAUACAACCGGUGGCGUUUUCACGUCCCCUGGUUCAGUAGCUGCGGACCUAAGGAAAGAAUUGGUGGAGUAUCUUACACAAAGAACCGAGACUUAUGUGGCUGAAUCUGUUGUCUUGGAAGGCGCUCCUGAGGCGGAAGUAUUCGACAAUCCUUACGAUAUAAUUGCUAUUCUUAUCGACGAGUUUGCCAUUUCAAAGAGGAAUUUGUUUAGUCGGGUUUCGGCAUUGCUACUCAGCGAGAGGAGAGAAGACAGCAUCGAUGAUUUCGCUCAUCAGCUGGAAAUUAAUGGAUUUUGGCCUGUUGACAAGAGAGAAGAGAUUGUACAAAUUUUGCUGAAGAAUGUUGAUUCCAAGAUCGAGUAUCAUUGUAACAUGAAAUUUGAAACUGCAGAAGAACUUUCCCUGCACAUGCCAACUUGCAGCUUUAGAGUAAUGACAUGUGAAAAUGAAGGGUGUGAUGCUCGAUUUUCGGCUAAUAAAUUGGAGAAACACGAUUCGGUUUGUCCCUUCAAGAUAAUUCCAUGUGAACAAAAAUGCCCUGCUUUCCUUUUAAGACAUGAGAUGGACAGACACUGCAUAACCGUCUGUCCGAUGAAGCUCGUGAACUGCCCUUUCUUUUCAAUUGGUUGCAAAGCAGCAGUACCUAGUUGUAAGAUUGAAGAACAUCAAUCUGAAGAACUUCAUUAUCACAUCCUUUAUGUUCUUCAAGGUAUUUACAAGGAAGCAUCUGAGGAUGUUUUAAAAGAACGGGUGGAUCAAAUCGAAGAAAAAGCCGCCGGUAGGCUAGCAAAUGCCAAAAAUGUGCGAUCUCUUACAUCGAAAGUCAAGGAUGCAGAUGCAAAGCUCCCACCCUUGGUAAUUGAUACAAAGAAAAAGGAGGAAGAAACUCCAGAGACAGAAGCAAAGACAGAAUCUAUGGAAGGUAGCGGCACAAAUGAGAAUACCGAAAAUGAUGCUGAAACUAAAGAUUCCGAGGCAAAGCCGCGGUCACUCGAAGUUCCACCUUUAAAGAAAGACGGCAAAGAAGUUUCCGAAACUGAAACCAAGGAUCCUGAAGCAAUGCCUUCACCGCAAGAAGUUCCACUGUCAAAUAAAGAUUGUGAAAAAGAAGCUCCGGAAACUGUGGUCAAGGAUGCUGAAGCAACAACGGAGAAUUCAGACAAGGAUUCGGAAGUUGACACAGAAUGAAACUAAUGAAGAAUGAAGAUGGUAUAAGGCACUUCAUACCAUCUGAUUUUAACCAGGCCAUAGAUUUGAGAUGAAGAAAGCUUCAGCCUCUACAAUAUAUGUACGUGGAUCUCCCCCUACAUUCUUUCAUUUGGUUGAAUUUUUGGGUUAGUUUUUUUUUUUUACCCUUGAUCUUUCUGUUGGCUUAAAGAUUUUAUUUUUUUAGCAUGUUGAGAGACUAAAGAAAAAACUUGGUUAUUCUAAUCUCUUCCCUAAGAAGAAAUUUAGAAGAUAAAUAAAAUUCGGAUUUUCUUUUC
This is a messenger RNA of Hibiscus syriacus, 1742 nucleotides long. RefSeq lists its product as uncharacterized. Lineage: Eukaryota; Viridiplantae; Streptophyta; Magnoliopsida; Malvales; Malvaceae. The coding region runs from base 46 to 1446 and encodes 466 amino acids. The transcript is spliced from 3 exons. Gene Ontology annotation, molecular function: zinc ion binding. The record is from RefSeq and is a predicted model, not a curated record.